AUGGCCCUCGCCCGCUUUGACCUGCUGGAACACCCAGCUCUUGAAUGUGUUGGAGAACGUCGUUUCUUCGUGCACAACAACCUCCUCGGCGGUUUGGAAGUCGUAUUUCCGGAACCAGUCAAUAAAGUUCUCCCAUCGUCCUUUAUUGAACGGGUGCUGGUUCUCCGGAAGCGGCAGCACGACUCGGAUGUUGAGCUGGUCUGGGUGUUCGACGUUGACGUACCGCUGGGUGUUGAUGAACUGGGCGUAUGUCUGGUCUCUAUUAAGUUUUGUAGGGAAAAGGAAGUCUCUCAAGGAUUUUCUUUUCGAGUACAGCUUGAACCUGUACUGUUUGGCCUUUCCGAUCUGGAGAAAGUCGACGCUGAACCCGUUGCAUGCAACCAUGAUGAUGGCAGCUGGAUGGAGAGUGUUUUCGGAGCCAUAGUUGAGCACAGAUCUGGAGUUUGCAAACGUGGCCACGUAGAUGUAGAUGAAGAGCACCUCAAAACACAUCACAAAGCACAGAAACCACGUGAAGUUGUUCUGGGCAAUGAUGGUGCCAAUGUACAGACAGUAGUGGUCGAACUUGGGGAUGCAAUGGCCGAGUUUGGACGAGUGAUGAGCCCGCUGGGUUUUGAUGGAGCGGCAGUUGGAGCACCAGAAAGGCAAACCAACCGAGUUGCACAAAAACAGCUGUGGAGGAUCAAUAAAAUCCGGGUCUGGGAUCGACUCUGGCUCUUUGGGGUCGAGUUUAUUCUGCAGAUACAGCUGUCCAUUGGAAUAGUAUUUGUUCAAGUUAUAAGGCGGCACCUUCACAGAGAUAGAGCCGGGGCCUUUGAGGAAGAUCAUUUUCCACGAGGCCAGCAGAGCAGAAACAAUAACCACUUCGCCAACUAUGAGACCAACAGCUGUGGAUUUAUGGCCAGAGUUCCAGAUUCCCUGUUUGCAAAUGACGUAGCAGAACGCAGGUUUUUCAGCUGUGUGUUUGUGGCUAGAGUUCUAGAGAGACUUUGGAAAUCGGAGUCUUGGGUGUUGAACAGUUUGUGGAUCUUUGUCAAGUCGGAGUUCUCCUGUAGAAGUUUAUCUGAAAUGUCCAAUGGUGUUCCUUUGACAAUAGAUUGGAGGUUCUGUUGGAUCAACAAGGGAUCGUCUUUUUUGUUAAUAAGUUUAAUAGCCAAAAGAUGUGGACUUUCAGAGACUCCAAACGUUUUCAAACACUCGAGGAUGUUUUUCAAGGGAGAUAAGUUGUAG
Molecule: messenger RNA, 1230 nt
Organism: Ogataea philodendri
Lineage: Eukaryota; Fungi; Ascomycota; Pichiomycetes; Pichiales; Pichiaceae
Exons: 3
Coding region: 1-1230 (409 amino acids)
Source: RefSeq, a predicted model, not a curated record